CGUCUGUCUCUCUUUCUCUCUCUCGCUCUCUCGUCUCUCUCUCUCUCUCUCUCUCUCGCCAUAUUGCUCUCCGCCGAGCUCAUUCAUCGAAUCCAUCUGCCAAAAACCUAGAUCAGAGAGAGAGAGAGAGAGAGAGAGAUGGCGGGGUACCGGGCGGAGGACGACUACGACUACUUGUUCAAGCUGGUGCUGAUCGGGGACUCUGGGGUAGGCAAGUCCAACCUCCUCUCCCGGUUCACCCGCAACGAGUUCAACCUCGAGUCCAAGUCCACCAUCGGCGUGGAAUUCGCUACCCGCAGCAUCACCGUCGACGCCAAGGUGCUCAAGGCCCAGAUCUGGGACACUGCCGGCCAAGAGAGGUAUCGUGCCAUAACUAGUGCUUACUAUCGGGGAGCAGUUGGUGCAUUGCUCGUGUAUGAUGUUACGAGACAUGCUACAUUUGAGAAUGCUGCACGUUGGUUGAAGGAGUUGAGGAACCACACAGAUCCUAACAUUGUUGUCAUGCUCAUUGGGAAUAAAUUAGACCUCCGACACCUUGUUGCUGUUCCUACUGAAGAUUGCAAAGCUUUUGCUGAGAAGGAAUCUUUAUAUUUUAUGGAAACAUCUGCACUAGAAGCAACAAAUGUGGACAAUGCAUUUCAAGAGGUCCUGACUCAUAUUUACCGCAUUGUCAGCAAGAAGGCAGUUGAAGCAGCUGAUGAUGCGGUGCCUACUGUACCAAGUAAAGGUGAAAGAAUAAACGUGAAGGAUGAUGCUUCUACGCUGAAGAAACUUGGCUGCUGUUCAAGUUAGGAAAAAAAAUGAAGCUCAACUUCGAUAAGUUCAGACGUGUGCAGAUUUCACAAUUUGCAACAAGCAUGAGACUACAAUAUCGAGGUGAAAUCAAUUAGGAAUAGGUAGACUGAAAGUUGUUGGCUUGACUAUGAAAGGGCAAUAUGCAUUUGAAAGGGAAGAAGUAGCCAAUAAGAUGUUGAAGCGCAAAUCUAGGGUUUUGGUAAUCUCCCAAAGAUUGUUGCCAGAUUUGUGUCUAACUAGUUUGUCGUCUUUGACUUCUUCGAUACGUCUUGAGGUGGCUUACGCCUUGACACAGAAUAAUUUUUUUUUUAACAUCCUGAUUAAUGAUAAUAUCUUAAGAUUAA
Musa acuminata AAA Group (dessert banana) is the source of this 1139-nucleotide messenger RNA. Its product is annotated as ras-related protein Rab11D. Gene Ontology annotation, biological process: vesicle-mediated transport. Gene Ontology annotation, cellular component: endosome. NCBI's taxonomy places the organism in Eukaryota, Viridiplantae, Streptophyta, Magnoliopsida, Zingiberales, Musaceae. The transcript is spliced from 3 exons. Gene Ontology annotation, molecular function: GTP binding; GTPase activity. Bases 139 to 792 code for a protein of 217 amino acids. The record is from RefSeq and is a predicted model, not a curated record.